AUGGAUGAGCAGAGUGUGGAGAGCAUUGCUGAGGUUUUCCGAUGUUUCAUUUGUAUGGAGAAGUUACGUGAUGCACGUCUAUGUCCACAUUGCUCCAAGCUUUGUUGUUUCAGCUGCAUUCGGCGAUGGCUGACAGAACAAAGAGCUCAAUGUCCUCAUUGUCGUGCUCCUCUCCAGCUCCGUGAACUAGUAAAUUGUCGCUGGGCAGAAGAAGUUACCCAACAACUUGAUACUCUUCAACUUUGCAGUCUCACCAAACAUGAAGAAAAUGAAAAGGACAAAUGUGAAAAUCAUCAUGAAAAGCUAAGCGUGUUCUGCUGGACUUGUAAGAAAUGUAUCUGCCAUCAGUGUGCACUUUGGGGAGGAAUGCAUGGUGGACACACUUUUAAACCUUUGGCGGAAAUUUAUGAGCAACAUGUCACUAAAGUGAAUGAAGAGGUAGCAAAACUUCGUCGACGACUCAUGGAAUUAAUAAGCUUGGUUCAAGAAGUGGAAAGAAAUGUAGAGGCAGUACGAAGUGCAAAGGAUGAAAGGGUUCGAGAAAUUAGGAAUGCAGUGGAGAUGAUGAUUGCACGUUUAGACACCCAGCUGAAGAAUAAGCUUAUAACAUUAAUGGGUCAAAAGACAUCUUUGACACAAGAAACAGAGCUUUUGGAAUCUCUACUCCAGGAGGUAGAACAUCAGCUGCGUUCGUGUAGUAAGAGUGAAUUAAUAUCUAAAAGCUCGGAGAUCCUCAUGAUGUUUCAACAGGUUCAUAGAAAGCCUAUGGCAUCUUUUGUUACAACUCCAGUGCCACCAGAUUUUACAAGUGAAUUAGUGCCAGCUUAUGAUUCAACUACUUUUGUUUUAGAGAACUUCAGCACUUUGCGCCAGAGAGCAGAUCCUGUUUAUAGUCCACCUCUUCAAGUUUCGGGACUCUGUUGGAGGUUGAAGGUUUACCCAGAUGGAAAUGGAGUUGUGCGUGGUUAUUACCUCUCUGUGUUCCUGGAACUCUCAGCUGGAUUGCCAGAAACAUCCAAAUAUGAGUACCGUGUAGAGAUGGUUCAUCAGUCUUCCAAUGAUCCUACCAAGAAUAUCAUUAGAGAAUUUGCAUCCGAUUUUGAAGUUGGAGAAUGCUGGGGUUAUAAUAGAUUUUUCCGUUUGGAUUUGCUUGCAAAUGAAGGUUAUUUGAACCGGCAAAAUGAUACAGUGAUUUUAAGAUUUCAGGUGCGUUCACCGACUUUCUUCCAAAAAUGCCGGGACCAGCAUUGGUAUAUUACUCAGUUGGAAACUGCCCAAACCAGCUAUAUCCAACAAAUUAAUAAUCUUAAAGAGAGACUUACCAUUGAACUUUCCCGGUCCCAAAAGUCAAGAGGCAUGUCACCGCCAGACACUCACCUUAGCCCUCAAAAUAGUGAUGGUCUUGAGAUGAGAGCUAAUAAGAAAACUGGAUCAAGUUGUGAAUUACUUCUUGAGGGUGUGCCUGCUGCAGCUUCUGUAAGAGAAGCCAAAGAUGAUGAAGAUGAAGAAAAGAACCAACAUGAAGAUUAUAAUCAUGAGCUUUCAGAUGGAGAUCUGGAUAUAGAUCUUGUUGGAGAAGAUGAAGUAAACCAUUUAGAUGGUAGCAGUUCUUCUGCCAGUUCAACAGCAACUAGUAAUACUGAAGAAAAUGAUAUUGAUGAAGAAACUAUGUCUGGGGAGAAUGACGUGGAAUAUAGUAAUAACAUGGAAUUAGAAGAGGGAGAACUUGUGGAAGAUACAACUACUUCUGGAGCUUCAGGCAGUAGCCAUGGUUAUACAAGUGCAAGCCGCAGAGCUUCAAGGCGAGCUGGAAAUACAGGGUCUGCGGCUAGUAGCAGUUUAUUAGAUAUUGAUCCCUUAAUUUUAAUACACUUGUUGGACCUUAAGGACCGGAGCAGUAUGGAAAGUUUAUGGGGCUUACAGCCUCGUCCACCUGCUUCACUGCUACAGUCCACAGCCUCAUAUGCCCGAAAAGAUAAAGAUCAAAGGAGACAACAGGCAAUGUGGAGAGUGCCUCCAGACUUGAAGAUGCUAAAGAGACUCAAAACACAAAUGGCUGAAGUGAGAAGUAAGAUGUCUGAUGUAAAAAACCAGCUAUCAGAAGUAAGAAGCAACAAUGCUGGAUCCUGUGAUGUCCAGUCCAACUCUUUUUCUACUGAUCAGUCUUUGGCUGCCUGUCCAACAGAAAACUGUGGCAAAUUACAAGAUUUGGGGAUGGAACUUCUGGCAAAGUCAUCAGUUACAAGUGGCUACAUCAGGAACUCCACAAAUAAGAAAAGCAAUUCUCCGAAACCUACUCGAUCUGGUACAGCUGGAAGUUUGUCUCUAAGAAGAGCAGUAGAUUGUGGAGAUAACAAUCAUCGCCCAAAGGCAGACUGUCAGACUUCCUCUGAAGGGUGCCCUGGAACCUCACAGUCUGGUAGCAGACAUAGCCCACCACGGGCUUUAACUCAUGGCAAUAUCUGUGAGGUACUGCCCAAAACAGAAGAUAGGCAGUGUGAAGUUUUGGAUCCAGAUGUUCUGAUUGUUUCAGGUCUAAAUGGCUUGCCUGCUAUGGAGAAGACAAGGAAAAUGGUCACAUUGGGGUCUAAUGCUAAAGGCUGUCGAAUAGAAGGGACACCAAUUACUGAUAUGGAAAACAAUUCUGAAACUGGGGAAUUACAAGCCAUACUUCCUGAAGGGGCUUCAGCUGUGCCUGAAGAAGGGAUGAGCAGUGAUAGUGAUGUUGAAUGUGACACAGAAAAUGAAGAACAAGAAGAGAAUGCUCCUUUGGAUGUAUUUAAUGACUCCUUCAUGGUACAACCCACAGGUCAAGAUACAUGCUCCGGUUUUCCUGAAGGUGAUCAAAUAGGCCCAGAAGACCUCAGUUUCAGCACUGGCGACAGCAGUGGAAGGUAAUUGCCAAACCAAGGGCACUGGCUUUGAGUUAACGUGACCUUGAAAUUUGCAGUAGAUGGUGCUGAAGUUUCUCGUCAGAGCCAGGAACGAUCACAUGUGACCUUUGUUUGCUGCCACUCUCUCCACCUGCAGUGUUAUUCCUGAAACCGUGACAGAAGGGUGUGGAUUGAGUGCACACUGGAGAGAAGAAUCAGUAUGGGAAGAGUUCUAUAUGUAAAACAAUAGAGUAGUUCUAGAAAUUAAAAACCUACAUUCACAAAAGGUAGUUUUUCUGCAACUAAGAGGAGACAAAUAGCCAGACCUUUACUUCUAUCUUCCUAACUUCUUUGGUGCAUGCACUCAUUAACCUACUCAGUGCUGAUACUGUCCCUUUGGUGUUCUCUUCUGAUGACUACUUUCCUCCUGAUGGCUUAUAAUCAGCUAUUUAUUCAUGCCUGUUUAGUGACCAAGAAAACAUUACUUAGAAAUAGUUUUUGUACUACAGGCUCUGUAUGUGAAUAAGUGGGAUAAUCCUAACCACCUUCAGAUGGGGCAAGCUGCCUGAUAGGGGCUAAUUGAUUUCAUCUUAAAAUGCAGGUGCCCCUAUUUAGUUGCACAAAAUGCAACUUUUCCCAUGGCUCGUCUUUAACCUCUUGGAGAACUAGGCAAAUUUGGGAAGGUACUUGUACCAGGCCACAUAGUUCCUACUCUUUUUAAGUGUUGAUCUCUUGUCAGAAUAUUCAGGCAAUUCAGUUUCUUUUGUCUUGUAACAUGUUAAACAUAUAUUGAGGGAAUCUGACUCUCACUCUUUUCAUUAAUUUAACUUAAUUUAAUUUCCUAUAGAUUUAAAGGUUCAAAAAUGUUAGUGAUUCACUUGAAAGUUUCAAAACAUAUAGUUUUCUUCCUUUUUCUCAUUUUUGGACCAAUUUGAGGAGAAAGUAAUCACCAAACUUACCCUUGAGCGAUGGUGUUUGUAUCUGAGCUGCUACACUGACUGUGAAAACUACAAUGACAAUUGAGUCAGAGGCAACUGAAAAGGAUAAAUAAUUGUAUAUCAAUGUUUAAAAGGAAGAUUUUUAAUCUGCCUGUGUUUUAGCUAAUGUCUGACAUUUUGGUGUUGUGUUAUCAUUCAUGGUUCUUGUUUCAAAACAGUUUGCACUUUUUGUUAAUAAAAUGAUCUUGGGGAAAA
This is a messenger RNA of Gracilinanus agilis (Agile Gracile Mouse Opossum), 4066 nucleotides long. RefSeq names its product tripartite motif containing 37 (gene TRIM37). The record is from RefSeq and is a predicted model, not a curated record. The transcript has 24 exons. Lineage: Eukaryota; Metazoa; Chordata; Mammalia; Didelphimorphia; Didelphidae. Gene Ontology annotation, molecular function: ubiquitin protein ligase activity; zinc ion binding; ubiquitin protein ligase binding. Gene Ontology annotation, biological process: protein autoubiquitination; negative regulation of centriole replication. Gene Ontology annotation, cellular component: aggresome; peroxisome. The coding region runs from base 1 to 2898 and encodes 965 amino acids.